Mizuhopecten yessoensis (Yesso scallop) is the source of this 405-nucleotide messenger RNA. RefSeq names its product perlucin-like protein. NCBI's taxonomy places the organism in Eukaryota, Metazoa, Mollusca, Bivalvia, Pectinida, Pectinidae. The transcript is spliced from 4 exons. The record is from RefSeq and is a predicted model, not a curated record. The coding region runs from base 1 to 405 and encodes 134 amino acids. Gene Ontology annotation, molecular function: signaling receptor activity.
AUGGAAAUGCUUGAGAUCCAAAACCGAUACACAUAUGCUAAUAGGAUUAAUCCUGGUUUCUGGCCAAACCCCUGGACAGGUUUGCCACGUAACACCACACGGACUAUUCACUGCAGGAAGGGCUGGUCUUACUACGAUGGAUCGUGUUAUGUUUUUGUCACCAGGGAGAAGGACACAUGGAUUGAAGCUGUAUCCUACUGUCAGGCAGUCCAUGGCUCCUUGAUAGACAUCCUGGAUUGGAGAGAGAAUAACUUCAUAAAAUCUGAACUAUUACAGAGGCAUGCAUCAGGCAAGAAUUGCUUUGUCUACAUGAGUGCCGCUGAUAUAGAAGUCGAAGGACAGUGGAUUUGGUCAAACACUUGUGUUCGGGUUGUUUACACGGACUGGGCACCCACUGAACCAUAG